CCAUGGGGGGGUGGUUGUGGUGCUUCGCGACAGCUACGGGAUGUAUUGUACGCUCUGGUUGGUGGAUAGCUGAUUAAUUCAUCGCCUUGGUCGUCGUCCAGUCAUCGGCGCUGUUAUUGUCAGUGUCGCCGUAUCAUUGACCCUUGCAUAUCAGAUCUGGGGCCCGAGACAGAGUUGUAACCACCACAUGGAAUAUCCGGGGAACCAGGCCUGACAGCUUGGGAAUUCAAAGGAGCGCGUCAGGACAAAGAUACGGACCAAACUGUUGGUGGCAGCCUCACUCGUCAAUGUCACCACCAUCCAUCAUGGUGAACAUCAAUCAAGUCCAAUCAAAACACCGCUAUCGGACUUGCAAACUUUAGCCGGGAUGUCCUGCCUCAGCCGGGUAGCCUAUAGUUCACCGGCUCAUCACUGCUACCCACUCCCCGGCUUUUGCUUGGUGCUGCGGGGAUGUGGGCAACCAAGAUCUUCAUCAGUCCCACUCAUUCCGCCCUCGGGAUCCGCUACGACGUACUGUGUAAAUGCCAUGUUGAAGAACUCUUCAUUCCUACGCACACUGGCCGAGGUCUCGCUAUGUACUCCUCGUUUUCCUUGAUCAAUAUCUGUUUCUUAGUCGUUCGCACUUGCUUGGUUGAACCUUUUCCCCAGCUCUAGAUACCCCGGAUUGUACUGGCAAUCCCCUUGCUUUUCUUCAACUACCGACACCAUGGCCGAAACUUAUACCGUACCCUUCUUCAUCAACGGCGAGGAAGUCCGCACGUCCAGGACUUUUGAUGUCACGUCCCCAGCAACCCAAAAGGUUGUGCACAAGUGCAGCAGCGCUACGGAUACCGAGGUUCAGGCUGCCGUGAACGCCGCGGCAGAAGCUUUCAAGACAUGGAGGAAAUCACACCCUAACCAGCGUCGUGACCUUUUCCACAAGGCGGCCGAGAUCUUGGAGAAGAGAAAGGAGGAGUUGGGCCAGUACGUGAUGGACGAGACGGGUGCUCCACGCCAAUGGGCCGACUUCAACAUUCAGGUUGCAAAGGACUUGUUGAUGGAUGUGGCCGGGAGAUGCAACACGCUGGAAGGCUCGUUCCCCGUAGUCAACGAUCCCGAAUCGGGGGCCCUCGUCUUGCAGGAGCCCUAUGGCGUUAUUCUCGCCGUUGCCCCUUGGAACGCCCCCUACAUUCUCGGUAUCCGCUCCAUCCUCUACCCCAUCGCCGCCGGCAACACCGCCAUCUUCAAGGCCACCGAGCUCUGCCCACGCACCAUGUGGGGCCUCUGCUCCGUCUUCCACGAAGCCGGCCUCCCCAAAGGCGUCCUCAACAUGCUCGUCCACGAGCCCGCCAACGCCCCGGCCAUCACCAGCUCGCUCAUCUCCAACCCGCAGGUCAAGAAGGUCAACUUCACCGGCAGCACUGCCGUCGGUCGCAUCAUCGGCCGCCUGGCCGGCGAGAACCUCAAGCCCGUGCUGCUCGAGCUAGGCGGCAAGGCCUCGGCCAUCGUCUGGGAGGACGCCGAGCUCGACAACGCCGCGACUCAGUGCGCUCUGGGCGCCUUCCUCAACUCGGGCCAGAUCUGCAUGUCCACCGAGCGUAUCCUGGUGCACAAGUCCGUCCGCGCCGAAUUCGAGAAGAAGCUCGUCCGCGCCGUCGAAAACAUCUUUGGGCCCCCGACGCCCGCUCCGAUCCUUAUCAACUCCCUCGCGGUCGACAAGAACAAGAAGCUCCUUUCGGAUGCCUUGUCCAAGGGCGCCAAGCUGCUGUACGGCAACCCUGACGCCCAAGAAGAGACCACGACGCGCAUGCGCCCGGUCAUUGUAAGUGGAAUUACCACCGACAUGGACAUCUACAAGACCGAGAGCUUUGGGCCCACGGUGGCCGUGUACGAGAUCGAGACCGAGGAGGAGGCGCUCAGGAUCGCCAACGAUACCGAAUACGGAUUGACGAGCGCCGUGUUUACGGAGGACUUGAGAAGGGGGUUGCGCAUGGCCAAGGAGAUCGAGACGGGCGCGGUGCACAUUAAUAGCAUGACGGUGCAUGAUGAGGCGACGCUGCCCCACGGCGGCGCGAAGGCGAGCGGAUAUGGGAGGUUCAAUACCAGCAGGGGUUUGCAAGAGUGGGUUAAGAGUAAGACUGUCACUUUCAAGUUUUGAAUUCGAGUUGGCGAAGUAUGGGCUGGGUAGAUGAGGGGGGAAGUCUGGCGAUGUGUACAUUUUGAAAGGGCAUCGCGAGGUCAUCAUCAAGAGGGGGAGAGAGGAAGGCAGCAGUGCAAACAAGCGUGCGUUGAUAGAUGUGUGUUUGAGCGAUCUACUACUAAGUAAGGCUAUGAUGGAUAAUGGGAUCUCGUGGGAAUCGCUUCGUACGCAUAUAUUCGCCUCAGUAUGGGACUAGCCAUGGUGUUUAUGUUUUGUUCCUUGACAUGUACAAAGGACUACCGCUACUGUAGUGAUCAUCGCUCUUCUCUCCUUUUCCCC
Neurospora crassa OR74A is the source of this 2458-nucleotide messenger RNA. Its product is annotated as salicylaldehyde dehydrogenase. Bases 707 to 2137 code for a protein of 476 amino acids. Lineage: Eukaryota; Fungi; Ascomycota; Sordariomycetes; Sordariales; Sordariaceae. Gene Ontology annotation, molecular function: succinate-semialdehyde dehydrogenase (NAD+) activity. The transcript is spliced from 2 exons. The record is from RefSeq and is a predicted model, not a curated record.